Molecule: messenger RNA, 2507 nt
Organism: Mya arenaria
Lineage: Eukaryota; Metazoa; Mollusca; Bivalvia; Myida; Myidae
Product: allene oxide synthase-lipoxygenase protein-like
Exons: 6
Coding region: 130-2112 (660 amino acids)
Biological process (GO): lipoxygenase pathway; arachidonate metabolic process; lipid oxidation
Molecular function (GO): metal ion binding; oxidoreductase activity, acting on single donors with incorporation of molecular oxygen, incorporation of two atoms of oxygen; protein binding
Source: RefSeq, a predicted model, not a curated record
CGAACAAUAGUUAUACUCGCAUAUCAAGGUUUUGUGUAAUUUUAUAACUAAAGCACGCUAUUUUUCUCGUUAACGACUACAUGAUCUGUCAAUCUGUUAUGUCUUGUACGGACUUUUAUUAGUGCCAUAAUGUACGAAUACCGGAUAACAGUGAAGACUGGUGAUCGACCGCGAGCGGGUACCGACGCCAAUGUUUAUGUCGUCCUACACGGCGACGCAAACCUGAAGACCCCUCCCACCAAACUGGAUGCAUUUUUUCAUGACGACUUCGAGCGCGGACAAACGGACGUUUUCAUCGUGAAAAAUAUCCAGUUUGAGAAAGUGUCGGUGCUGGAGAUAUGGAAGGACGACGCUGGCUGGUACACGGAAUGGAACAUUGACACGGUCAAGAUAGAAAACCUUUCGGGCGGCUGGGAUGCAGUGUUUCCAGUAUUCCGCUGGAUCAAGUCGAAUGUCCACUACAAAUUCCGACCAUAUGACACCUGCCUCCCCCAGGACGACACUUUUCCAGAACAACGCACUCGAGAACUUGAGGAGAAGCGGACAUUGUAUGAAUACUCGCAGUUGGAACCAGGAUUUCCAGUACAAGCGCUUAAAGUUCCCCCAGAUGAGGAGUUUUCAUUCAGUUACCAGUGGGACAUCACGAAGAAGAAGUUGAUUCUCAUGGGUACCAGUAAGUUGAAGACGCUGUUUCGCGGUGACUGGCAGUCGGUGGAAGACGUCGAGAGCAUCUAUGAUGAUAAAAUGUUCCCUCGCCCAUCCGACUGCACCAGGUGGCUUAGUGACGAAAAGUUUGGACGACAGCGUUUUGACGGUUUGAACAGCAUGGUCAUUCGUCUGUGUACAGAGGUGCCUCCGAAGAUGGCCGUUGAUGACAAAAUGAUGCGUCCCUUUCUACAGGGCCUAUCGCUUGAGGAGGCGAUCAAGUCAAGGCGAAUGUUUGUGAUUGAUCAUAGCAUCAUGAAUGGAGUGCCCACUCGCCCGGGGGUUUUCUCUUGUGCUCCUAUUGCGCUCUUCUUUCGACGGGAUGACGGCAAGAUUGUGCCUGUAGCGAUCCAACUGUUUCAGCACCCGGCGCCCGACAAUCCCGUGUUCUUACUGUCAGAUCCGAAAUACACAUGGAUCUUGGCAAAAAUGUGGUUUAACUGCGCGGACGCACAGAUUCAUCAGUCGAUCGCGCAUCUUGGAUUCACACAUAUCGUCAUGGAAGGCUUCAUUAUCGCUGCUCACCGUCAUCUUUCCCAGUCGCAUCCCAUAUUUAAACUGCUGGCACCGCAUUUUUUAUACCUGAUUGCCAUCAACCACCGCGCUAUAGAUAAGCUAAUGAACCCUGGCGGCCAUAUUGACAACACACUCAGCGUGGGGAGAGACGGUGGGGUCGAGUUAAUUGGCCGCCAUCGGCCAUUAUGGCGAUUGGACGUAGACGGUACCCUUCCAGCAGAUCUUAAGGCCCGCGGAGUGGAUGACCAAGAAGUAGUACCUGACUACCCUUGCCGUGAUGACGCCUUGCUCUCUUACAACGCCAUACUUUCGUACGUAACGAAGUACGUACAUCUCUACUAUGCCGCCGACGACGUGCUUAUCAAUGAUCCAGAAAUUCAGUCGUGGCGCCGCGACCUUGACCUGCCAAUGGAGGCUGGCGGCCUUGGAGUCAAAGGAGUCCCGGGAAGUGAUGGAAAGUUCACAUCACGUGAUCAGCUUGUGUCGGUUCUGACAAGCAUCAUAUACACGUGUAGUGUUGGUCACGCAUCUGUGAACUUCAAACAAUAUGACGAAUAUGGAUUUCCAAUGAAUUACCCUUCGUGGCUGAAGGGUGAUCCUCCGAAGGACAAAUCUGCAAAGACAGAAAGAGACAUUUUAAACGCAAUACAUCCACGAAAGGCUCAAAUGAAAGUGAUGUUGGUUUCAAAGAUUUUGAGUGAGCGCAGUACAAGGCCGCUUGGGGAUUUCGAGGUCGACUACGUUUACGACCCUCCUGCGGUGCAAAUACAGAAGGAAUUUCGCGAGCAGCUCAAGAAUGUCAGUGACGUCAUCAAGCGCCGAAACGAGACUAGGGAAUAUCCCUAUCCGUAUUUGGAUCCGGCGGAAAUUCCAAACUCGAUAAGCAUUUAAGAGUAAGAAAUGAUAGAAAAGGGCGCUUCUUUUUGUCACAGGAAUAUGACAAUACCCUCACAUUCUUAUAAUUUCGUAUCGUAUAUAGAUUAUAUGUUUAAAUACGCACAAUGUGUACACAAAAAUGAAACUAGCCUGACCUGCUAAUCAUGCAAUGUUCAACUUCAACACAAUGGGUCAUGCUUUAUAGUUAUAGCAAACGAUUAUGGAACAAAUAGACAUUGUGGUGUUGAUAUUAAUAUUUGUUAACUGUACAUGUUUAUUAGUAUCAAUGUAAGAUCGCACUAUAUUUCACCCGGUGAUAACCAAAAGCUAUAUUUUAAGAGUGGCAUAGCCACAAGUAGUGUAUACGAGGCGAAAUAUUAUUGCGAUGUUAGACUUGUUAUUACUACAUA